GCCCGAACCCUCAGCCAACAGUUCAACCCUCGCCCCAACCGCCAGAGCCUUGCUUUCUUUGAUUUCUCUUUUUUCGCCUCAUCGUUUUGCGUAUUUUGCUCUUUUCUCUGCCUUUUUCACAUACUUUGCUUUCUCAGCGCUCCGUGCUGCUGAUACAACCACGCCAGCGUAUGUAACCUCCCACGCAAAAUUUCUCGAUAGCUUUGCUCUUCCAACCACCCAACACAACCAACAUCAUGGGCGAAUCAAAACGCCAACGCCGGUCGACGCUGCCCGAGAUGGCUCCUCAGCACCAAUCGGUAGAGUCGACCGCAAACGACGCCGUCACAAUUGAAUCGUACAGCGAGACAUCGCGCCUCAUGCAGACGUUCAAGAGAGCUUUUGCUUUUAUCGGCUUCCUUCGCGCCAACCUAGUCUUCGAAGAACACACAGAUCGCCAAUAUGGCGGCGAAAUCCGCGAUUAUAAUCCUCUCGCAGCGGCUACGAUACCCCCGACGCUUAUUGAAGAGGACGACGACGGCCCAGCUCCCCUCGUCGUCGACCUGCUUAAUACCCCGGAAAAAAAGGAAAUAGCAGACAAGAUGCUGGAGGAGUCCGUCACCGAGAUCCAAUACAAGACCGCCCGCUACAUUUUCGCUGCUCCGCGAGCCGUGCUGCCCAUUGGCGCUGUGCUCAUCUACCUGCACCGGUACUUUGAUUCGUCGACAUCCAUCACGCACCCUGCGAAACUCACGUCUGUGGGAAUCUUGAUUAUCUACGCCAUUUUCGUUUGGAUACAGUCGUACAAGUACACAUUAUAUGCCGAGCUUGUCUUGAACUCGUGGUUCAAAGAGAAGCCAAACAACACCGAUUUGCUGGUUGGUGUCCGCCUCCAAGGCACCGUCGUCGGCAUCGCCCUGCUGCGCAUCAUCAUGGAGCCCCAUGCUGCUGGUAAGCGCAAGGUUCGCAAUGCCAAUGCCCCGCCGGACGGACGAGGGUUCAUCUGCGCGUGGCUGGUUGCUCCAAAGCAUCGAGGCUCUGGUGUUGGUAGAGAACUGCUUCGAGCAAUCGUCACCAUCACGCGCGAGUGCUGUGGCAAAGAUGCUACACUCACGUUUGCUCGCCAACAUAUUCAUAGUCCUAUGGUGCUGCCAGAGUUCAUGUCGGGAGCACUUAAGCGGGAUGAAGCACGGGCCGCAAGAUCAUUGCGGGCUGUUAUGGAGGAGCCCGACGACAUCAAGGGGAAGAAAAAGUAAUGAAUACCGAUGCAUAGCGUUUUUUUUUCGUAUUAUAUACCCAACUCAAUCUCAAUCAGAAUGUAUAUAUUCCGU
Messenger RNA from [Torrubiella] hemipterigena, 1310 nucleotides. The record is from the annotation of a GenBank genome assembly. NCBI's taxonomy places the organism in Eukaryota, Fungi, Ascomycota, Sordariomycetes, Hypocreales, Clavicipitaceae.